UUCUACGGAUGCCUCGAGGAGGACGCGUGCACAUCCUCUUAGCACCGCGAGAGGCGCCGGUGUCUGAAGUCGUGCCACCGGUAUCUGCAAGGUUGCUGCUCCACGCUCGUCCUUUUUUCUUUGGUUCCUGUUCCCUUAUUCUCCCCACACCUUGGAGUAGCAGGAACUUCUCACUGAGGACUAGCUGGAUUGAAAAUGGAGAACCAAGAACCAACAGAUGCUUCUCGGAAUACCAAACAGACUAUUAUUUCAGAGGAGUUAAUUUCAGAAGGAAAAUGGGUCAAGCUUGAAAAAACAACUUACAUGGAUCCUACUGGUAAAACUAGAACUUGGGAAACAGUGAAACGUACAACCAGGAAAGGACAGUCUGCUGAUGGUGUAGCAGUCAUCCCAGUGCUCCAGAGAACUCUUCAUUAUGAAUGUAUUGUUCUGGUUAAACAGUUCCGACCACCAAUGGGCGGCUACUGCCUGGAGUUCCCAGCAGGUCUCAUAGAUGACAAUGAAAGCCCAGAAGCUGCUGCUCUUCGGGAACUGGAGGAAGAAACUGGCUAUAAGGGCGACGUUGCUGAAUGUUCUCCAGUUGUAUGUAUGGAUCCUGGUUUGUCAAACUGUACCACACACAUCGUGACAGUAACCAUCAAUGGAGAUGAUGCAGAAAAUGUAAGACCUAAGCCAAAGCCAGGGGAUGGAGAAUUUGUGGAAGUAAUUUCUUUACCAAAGAACGACCUGCUGAAUAGACUUGAUGCUGGCAUGGAAUUUUAGAAUAUAAUCAAAACAUUCUAUAUUCAAGUGAAAGCCUUUAGUAGGGGUCUUUUUUCCCCAACAAAAUUGUUUAAGAUUAUAUUCCUGUUCAAAACUAGCCAAAACUAUUCUGUACUCUCAAUCUUUAUUCCAUAGCAGUGAUAAGGCAUAAAUUAGAUAUGGCUUAACUUUCCCUCAACUAUGUUUUGGAUGGUUCUUUAUGCAAGAUGUAAGUUAAAGGAGAAUUUAACAAUAUUUCUUCAACAAAUAUUUGUAGUAUCUUCUGUAUGCCAUGAUAAACUGAUAUAAUGAACCAAA
This is a messenger RNA of Ictidomys tridecemlineatus (thirteen-lined ground squirrel), 1059 nucleotides long. The record is from RefSeq and is a predicted model, not a curated record. NCBI's taxonomy places the organism in Eukaryota, Metazoa, Chordata, Mammalia, Rodentia, Sciuridae.